GGAGUGCUUGUUGUACGAAAUAAUGAAAAAGCCAUGAUGAAGCUUAUCGCGGCGUAUGCGCCCACCUCAACAGUGGAUAACGGAGACGUCGAACAUUUCUACGAUGGGCUUGAAGCCGUGCUGCGACAACAGUCCUUGGAGACUUCGACGCCAGACUCAAAAAGAGAAGACUCCGAAGUUCACAAUGGACGCUUGGAGCAAGGAAUGAUAUAG
This is a messenger RNA of Gongylonema pulchrum, 213 nucleotides long. The record is from the annotation of a GenBank genome assembly. NCBI's taxonomy places the organism in Eukaryota, Metazoa, Nematoda, Chromadorea, Rhabditida, Gongylonematidae.